This is a messenger RNA of Asparagus officinalis (garden asparagus), 1020 nucleotides long. Its product is annotated as E3 ubiquitin-protein ligase RMA3-like. Lineage: Eukaryota; Viridiplantae; Streptophyta; Magnoliopsida; Asparagales; Asparagaceae. Bases 169 to 783 code for a protein of 204 amino acids. Gene Ontology annotation, cellular component: endoplasmic reticulum. Gene Ontology annotation, biological process: ubiquitin-dependent protein catabolic process. Gene Ontology annotation, molecular function: ubiquitin protein ligase activity; metal ion binding; ubiquitin-like protein conjugating enzyme binding. The transcript has 2 exons. The record is from RefSeq and is a predicted model, not a curated record.
GUCGCCUAUCGUCUACUUCAUUUCUUGCUAGUCUCACCCCUCUUUAUUCUCAGAAUCCACGCCCCCCUGUUCUCCAAAGAAAAUAAAAAUUACGGAGAGAAGGAAAAAUUAAACAAGCGGAGUCUCUCUAAUCAGUUUCAUAUCAGAUACAGCAACUGAAGUAGCGUAAUGGAAUCAGAAGCAGCCACUAUGAACUACUUAAAUGCCCAUCAACACCCACCAAAAUCCCUCCACAUCUCCGAUGAUCCACCGACAUCCGAUGCACGUCCACUAGGUUUCGACUGCAGCAUCUGCCUUGAUUCUGCAUCCGACCCUGUUGUCACCCUCUGCGGCCACCUCUACUGCUGGCCAUGCAUCUACAAAUGGCUUCAGGUCGACGCCUCAGCCCCUCACGACUGCCCGGUUUGCAAAUCUCCGCUCUCUCAGAAUUCCCUUGUCCCUCUCUACGGUCGUGGCUCCACCAAACGUCUCGACAUCCCCAAAAGGCCCACGAUCCAAAGAAACAUUAACGGUCAGCAUUAUCAUCCCCGCCAUCAUAACCAUGAUUACUUUCCGUCCCCCUGGGGAACGACGGGCGUGUUCAGCUCGACAGCGGGGGGAGUCCUGGGCGGCCUGGCCAUCGCGAUACUCCCCCUGAUGUCGAGGAACAUUCGGACGAAUAACUUAAUGGCUAAUGGAAAUAGCGCGAGUCAGAGGAUACGGGAGAUGAGGGUGGAGAACUCACUUCAGCAGAUUUGGGCAUUUAUGUUUUGUUGUGCUAUUUUGUGUUUGCUCUUCUUCUGAGUUUGGUGAUGGUGUUUGUCGUGCUUAGGUUUUAUAGACUUGGAUGUUGGAUACGUGUUUUUUUUUUUUUAAGAAUGAGGAGUUUUUGUAUAUAGGGGUGCUGCUGUGAGGUACAGAUGGAUAAGAUGAAGGUGUUUUGAGUGCGACUGAGGGAAGGCCUCAUGUGAAGAUGUCUAGUAAUUUAUGGACAUUCUUGUAAUAUGUGAUCUAGUAAUAGGGGUUUACUUUUAUUCCCUA